Messenger RNA from Sorex fumeus (smoky shrew), 307 nucleotides. RefSeq names its product peptide YY (gene PYY). The record is from RefSeq and is a predicted model, not a curated record. Gene Ontology annotation, cellular component: extracellular region. Gene Ontology annotation, molecular function: neuropeptide Y receptor binding; neuropeptide hormone activity. Gene Ontology annotation, biological process: feeding behavior; neuropeptide signaling pathway. The coding region runs from base 1 to 291 and encodes 96 amino acids. NCBI's taxonomy places the organism in Eukaryota, Metazoa, Chordata, Mammalia, Eulipotyphla, Soricidae. The transcript has 3 exons.
AUGGUGACGGCGUGCAGGCUCUGGCCCGCCACGGCCCUGGUACUCCUGGCCUUGCUCGCAUGCCUGGGGGCUCUGGCCGACGCCUACCCCGCCAAACCCGAGGCCCCGGGGGAGGAUGCCUCGCCCGAGGAGCUCAGCCGCUACUACGCCUCCUUGCGUCACUACCUCAACCUGGUCACCCGGCAGCGGUACGGGAAACGCGACAGCCCAGAAGUGCUUCUGUCCAAACUGCUCUUCUCGGACGGCGAGGACCCCAUCAAGUCGCGACCAGAAGGCCCCUCCAUGUGGUGACGCGAACCGAGAUCAC